Anopheles moucheti is the source of this 4536-nucleotide messenger RNA. RefSeq names its product proton-coupled amino acid transporter-like protein CG1139. Lineage: Eukaryota; Metazoa; Arthropoda; Insecta; Diptera; Culicidae. The coding region runs from base 1055 to 2530 and encodes 491 amino acids. Gene Ontology annotation, cellular component: vacuolar membrane. Gene Ontology annotation, molecular function: amino acid transmembrane transporter activity. Gene Ontology annotation, biological process: amino acid transmembrane transport. The record is from RefSeq and is a predicted model, not a curated record. The transcript has 5 exons.
AAAACAUAGAGGAAAAUAGGUGUUUAUUUUCCUAUUCGAGAGGGUGCGGAGUUUGGACGUGAAACAUUCUCUAGCGAGCAUUGCAGCACAACAUUGGGAAGGAGCUGCCGUUUCGAAAAGUUCGACACAUUUAACAAAUAUCAUAGUGUAUACGGUCUACCGUUAGUGCAAAACGAUCCGUGCCCUUUGUAUCUGUGUUGUUUGUGCAUUUCUCCUUGGUCUCCUUUGUUGCAAUAGCGAAGGGCUAUCGUUUACCUGUGAUUUAAUCAUACAACAAUACAUAAGGUGGUCCCAUCGAUAGUAGUGAUUUGUUUGCAUUUAUAUUUAUUCAGCUUUCGAGUGUUUGUGUUUCGAGAAUGGUUCGAUUGUGCUGUUAGCAGCGUGUUUAUGCGGCCUGUUUUGUUGUGUAAAGCUGUUCGGUUUAACGAGUGUAGUUUCCUUUCAGCGUACAGUAGUACAUAGUGUGAAAAGAAAGAAAAAGUUUUGGUGUUGUACCUCGUCACAUUCACGCAAUGGAAGACUUUACACCACUGAUCAAUCUACAGUUCAAUCAUUAAAAAACUUUACGCGAUUCGUUCGGUGGAGAAAUUUCAAUCCACAUUGUACUGCUUUGCAACAGUACCGACAGUAACAAAACAAGACAAACAUUGCAUUUGGAAGCGAGCAACAGAAUAAAAUUGCAGAUCACUGGAGGCAACACUAUGUAACUUCUCCUCGUUCCACUUCCAUUGUAACGCAGCAGCACAAUUCGCCUGUUGAUUCACACUAGUGAGUCAUUUAAGACCACAAAAAAGAAAACAAAUCCAGGAAAGCAAAAGAAAAAUAAAAUACCCAGCAUCAUCAUAAGGAGUUUGUGAUAAAAAAGCAUAAAAGCGUACCGAGUGCAAUUGCAACACAAGAGCUGGUGCACCACCCGGAAAGGGAACUUCGACUCAAAACAGGAAGAAGGCAAGCCGGCAAAGGAGAGCGCUACACGUACCUAAGGGUGGAGAUAAACCCACAUAAUUGUGUUCCACCCCGCAAAGAGCAGGAUUAAUUGUUUGGUGCACGCAAGAUGAAAAAUGAACGAGAACCUUUGCUGGGACAUGCGUCCGACGCUGGCAGCAAUGGGUCUGGUUUGGAUGCAGCCGAACACCAGCGGCUACUGGCUCGUCCCGAUCUACGCAGCUCACCAGAAAACAUGAUUGUGGAUGCAUCAAACGAUACGGAAAGUCUGGUAGCGAAGGAGGACUCCGCGUAUGGGUCGUCCUCGGGUGAACCGUACGAACCGUCGAUGCACCGCACUCUGGAACAUCCAACGACAAACCUCGACACUAUGAUUCACCUGCUGAAGGGUAACAUCGGCACCGGCAUCCUGGCCAUGCCGGACGCGUUCAAACAUGCCGGCCUGUACGUCGGUCUGUUCGGGACGCUGUUUAUGGGUGCUGUUUGUACACACUGUAUGCACAUGUUGGUGAACUGUUCGCAUGAGCUAUGCCGACGGCUGCAGGUGCCCUCGCUAAGCUUUGCCGACGUGUGUCAACGGGCGUUUGAAUCUGGUCCAAUCGGGCUGCGUCGCUACUCGAAGCUAGCAACGAAUCUGAUCAACAUGUUUCUGGUAAUAACGCAGCUCGGGUUUUGUUGCGUGUACUUCGUGUUUGUUGCGGCUAAUCUGCGGGAAGUUAUAGCACACUACUUCUUCGAUCUGCACACGCGCGUCUACUUGCUGCUGUUGCUUAUUCCGAUGGUUCUACUAAAUUUGGUAAAGAAUUUGAAAUAUCUCACACCAAUUUCGCUCAUUGCUGCAUUACUUACGGUUACCGGUCUUUCCUGUACAUUCUACUACAUGCUGCAAGAUUUACCAAACACACAUACGGUCAAACCGUAUUCUACAUGGGCCCAGCUACCGCUUUAUUUCGGUACAGCAAUCUACGCUUUCGAGGGCAUCGGGAUGGUACUACCACUGGAGAAUAACAUGAAAACACCAGAAGACUUUGGUGGGUGGUCAGGAGUAUUAAAUACGGGCAUGGUGAUUGUCGCCUGCCUAUACACCGCUGUCGGUUUCUUCGGUUAUCUCAAGUACGGUGAUGCAGUCAAGGGCAGCAUUACGCUAAAUCUUCCCGGUGAAGAGUUCAUUGCACAGCUGGUGCGAAUUAUGAUGGCGCUCGCAAUUUUCUUCUCCUAUUCGCUACAGUUCUUUGUCCCAAUGUCGAUACUGAGCGUGCACAUUCGACGAAAGUUACACACAGAACAGUCGCGACUUAUCGGUGAAUAUCUGACGCGCGUUUCGUUGGUCGUGUUUACCUUCAUUCUGGCCGCUAUGAUACCGAAUCUCGGUGCAGUUAUAUCACUGGUCGGGGCAGUUAGUAGUUCCACGUUGGCGCUCAUUUUUCCGCCACUGAUUGAAAUCGUUACCUUUUGGCCGGAUAGACUGGGGCGGCACUAUUGGAUUCUGUGGAAGGAUGUUGCAAUUAUGGUGUUUGGUAUUUUGGGUUUCAUCUUCGGUACGUAUACAAGUGUGGCACAGAUAUUGAAUCCUGAUUUAGUUUAAAAGUAGGGAGAAUCUAUUGGAGGCUAGAAUGAUCUAAGGAUGAUCAAUCACAGGGAUAUGUAACCGCAUGUUGUACAUUUUGAGGUAUGUGUAUUGUAGAUGUAUGUUUCGUUUGUGUUCGUUCGCUUUAGUUCAUUCGUGAUUGGAUAGUGUCUCACAGACACUGGUUUGUUUUUCUAUUAUGUUUGUGAAUGGCAAUAAUUGGUUUUGUAGUAAACCAUGAAAAAAAAUGGGAUUAAUAUCGAGAAAAAACAAUUGAUUGAGAAGACAAAUGUAAAAUGAAUCAUCUAUCAUUUCAACGAUAGGAAUAUCUUUUAAAAACUGGUUUACCGUCAUUACCCAAUAGCCGGGUCGGGUAUUUUGAUUAUCAGGAUAAGUGUCUCUCUUACGAAAAUUCACAUUGGAACCAGUUGAUGGAUAAAUUCAUUUUUGCCAAUGUGUGUGUGCAGCAAAUGCUUCCAUCUUAUACCAACAUGCGAUUAAAAUCUGUCGGUACUGAUAAACAAAACACGGAUAAUAAUCGUAAUAAUACACAUAGACAAGACAUAGAAUGGAGUAUGAUUGGUAUAAUUAUUCAAAGUGAUGGAUUGAAAGCGCAUGACAAUAAUAUUUACUCCAACAGUGCGUGCAAUAGACGGUGAAUAAAGCUAAAGGCAGAAGAAAAUGUUCCAUUGUGCAGUGGAAAUACAACAUCUAUUGAUGGUGAUAAUACUGUAAAAAAUCAUACAAUAACUAAGUUUAGUGUUGAUAUUACCCAACAAACCCAUCCUAGCCGUUGGACGAAACAAUAGUGUCUGUUAGCAUUUAGGUGUGGUUCGGUUCUGGUCACACUCUUAGCUGCAAAUCUUCGGCAGAACGCUCAAAUAUUCUUCAAACUUAAGUCUUUUAGCAAGCUCUAGCGCUAGUACCAUACGAGAAAAGGCUGUUUAGAAUGUUUCGUUUGUUUUUUGUUUUGUUUUUCAACUAAUAAUUAGACUCGGUUCGUAACCAUAACCGUGUAAAAGCGCAGCAUUAUUAAUUAGUAAGGGCUUGAUACAUAUAUAAGUCCGUGGGAAGAAUGGUGGGGAUAACAAAUAUUUCUGAAGUGAAGGGAAAACUAUCGAAGGGAGUUAGAAAAUCAUCUUCAAAACUCUAUUACUCUGUUAAUCCUAUGCAAUUGAUAUUGUUUAUAGACAAUUACUUAUACAUAUAGUUUGGGGGGAAGAAUCAUUCGAAGGAUAUCCCGAGUGGGGACCAUGAACGAAUUUAGCAACGAAACAAAGAAAAUGGAAUCAAGUUCAAAACUAUUCGGUUUUAUCCAACUAUCAAAGUUCUUUCGCUUCCAUUAGGUAAUUUCAAUUAUACUAGACAAUAACGAGAGGGUAAGGUGUAGUAAUGGUCGUUACAAUUUUCACUUUUUAUUGUAUCUGUUAUUUCCUCUUUUCCUUAUUUCACACUGCUCUUCUCAAGAGUAUAAACACGUAAGCAUAAGCCAAAUCAUUAUAAAUAAUAAACAUAACUUACGUCCUAACCACAUUGCAUUACCCUCAAAAGCCCUUAUUCGAAACAUAUAAAAGAUAACAGUUAAUACUAAUUACGCGAAAGGAUCCUCGAACACACAGUUUACGAUUCGUUGUGUGUAUUUUUUAUUUAAUUGCGCAAACACAGGCAAGUGGGCGUAAUAAUAUGGAAUAUAAGUAAACCGUAUGGAUGAGAUAUAGGAGGAGAUGAUUGAAUGAUGAUAUAAACAGCACGGUCACUCAGUUGUCGUCCGAGUCGGUUCAGCUACCAGCACACAUCCUUAUCCGAUAUCAACGUGUUCAGUGUUUUUUGUGUUACUAUCCUAUUUAGCCAAAGGAAGAGAAUGAUGAAGGUGUAGAGUGAAGGUGAAGAAACGUGUGGGUAUUAAGUUUAUGCGUACGUGUUUCGUAACGAUCACGAUUAAUGGACAACAAAAGCAUCACACACACAUUCUUUAAAUAAGCAUGCAAACUGUGUAACCGAUGAUAAUAAAAUAUACAAUUUUA